Messenger RNA from Hydractinia symbiolongicarpus, 4795 nucleotides. Its product is annotated as cGMP-specific 3',5'-cyclic phosphodiesterase-like. Lineage: Eukaryota; Metazoa; Cnidaria; Hydrozoa; Anthoathecata; Hydractiniidae. The record is from RefSeq and is a predicted model, not a curated record. Gene Ontology annotation, biological process: signal transduction. Bases 165 to 2753 code for a protein of 862 amino acids. The transcript is spliced from 24 exons. Gene Ontology annotation, molecular function: protein binding; 3',5'-cyclic-nucleotide phosphodiesterase activity.
ACUGUGAAAUAAUAAUGGCACAACCAAAUCUCGGGGUCGUGCAGGGCUGGGAAAGCAAAGCAAAACAAAGGUAAAAAACGAAAGGGUUAUAUCGUGCUCACCAACCUAACCUAUCAAUGGCUUAAUGAUUUAUGAAUUAUGAUACCCAACUUGGGUUAUAAAUAAUGAUUCCAACAGCUGAAGAAGUAACAACUUACCUAACCAAUAACCCUGAGUUUGCCAAAGAAUAUUUUUUAAAACAUGCAAGUCCAAAACUUGUCGAGAACUGGGUUUUGCAUCGAUCCCAACGUUUGUCAAUACCGUCUGUAAAUAGAGUCAAUAAGUUGUCAUCAAAUUCAUGCGCAGAUUUCUCCUCACCAUCUUCCUUAAAGCCAUUGAAUUUACGUUCUGUAAACGAUGAUGUUGGCGGUGAUUUUGUGCCCAAAAAAAAGAAAAAAACUGCAGAAGAACUGGCUGGAUUAAAUGAAAAAGAACUGUUAAUGGAAUUGAUUAGAGACAUUGCUUAUGAGUUAGAUGUUGACUCUUUAUCACACAAGAUAUUAGUUAAUGUGUGCCACUUAAUCAAUGCUGACAGAAGCUCUUUAUUUCUCUGCAAAGGUCACAAGGAUAGAAAAUAUUUAAUGUCUAGAUUGUUUGAUGUAACUGCAGAUUCUACUGUAGAGGAAGCUGUUAAACCUACUGAGAAAGCUAUUAUCAUACCAUAUGGAGUGGGAAUAGCUGGUUAUGCUGCUGCUUCUGGUGAAACAAUUAAUAUAAAAGAUGCAUAUAAGGAUCCUAGAUUUAAUCCUGGUGUAGAUCAAGAUACUGGGUAUCGCACUCAUAGCAUCUUGUGUAUGCCUAUUAAAAAUCAAGAAAGUGAGGUAAUUGGUGUGGCCCAAUUGAUCAAUAAAAAAGAUGCUAGUCAAAUGUUUACAGAAAAAGACGAACAGGUUUUUCGGGAUUACUUGACAUUUUGUGGCAUAGGCUUAACAAAUGCUCAAUUGUUCAAUGCAUCUGUCCAGGAAUAUGAAAGGAACCAGGUAUUGCUAAAUUUAGCACGAAACAUUUUUGAAGAUACAGAAUGUCUAGAAACAGUUGUACGUAGAAUUAUGACACAGGCUCAAGAAAUGAUGCAGUGUGAGCGGUGCACAGUUUAUAUUAUUAAUAGAAACACAGAAGAUGAAGAAGAAGAGGAUAUUCGAUUUUCUCAGGUUUUCGAUUUGAUAAAUAAUGUGAAAGAAAAGGCAGAAAAUGAUGAUUACUAUAAAAAUCUAGCUGAAAAAAGUACAUCUUCCCAUCCUGUUUAUGCUGGAUUUGCAAUGCUAGCAGUAAAAAAUGGAGAGAUUUUAAAUAUUGAUAGUUUUACAAAAGACGACCACUUCUCUUCAUCUGAAACUCUUGGAAAGUAUGAUGAUGAUGUGUUCAAAGCAAAAUGCAUGUUGUGUUGCCCUAUAUUCAACAACAAACAAGAAAUAAUUGGUGUUGCACAGCUAUUUAACAAGAGGGAUGCCCACUCAUUUGAUGAAGGUGAUGAAAUCAUGUUCGAGGGUUUUUCAAUCUUUUGUGGUCUUGGUAUUCACAACACGCAAAUGUUUGAGAAGGCUUCAAUAAUGUUGGCACGUCAAAAUGUCAAUAUGGAGGUACUGCAAUACCAUGCAAGCGCUGGGCCUGUGGAUACAGAUGAAUUAGUUAAAGACGUUAUCCCCGUUUCCGACCAGUAUGAUCUGUGUUCAUUUGACUUUGAUGAUAUAAAUAUGACUGAUCAUGAAACAUGUUUAAUGUCAAUGCGAAUGUUCCUCGACCAAGAUCUGUUACGCAAGUGCAAAGUCCCAUACAAAAAAAUGUGUCAAUUUAUAUUAACAGUUAAAAAAAAUUAUCGACCAGUUACCUAUCACAAUUGGAGGCAUGCAUUCAAUGUCGGUCAGACAAUGUUUACGUUACUGCAGACUGGUCAAAUGUUCUCAUGGUUUACAGACCUUGAAUCUCUGGUAUUGUUAGUUGCAUGUCUGUGUCAUGAUCUCGAUCACAGAGGAACUAACAAUACGUUCCAACAAAAAACGGAAUCACCCAUAGCCCGCUUAUAUGGCACUUCCACAAUGGAAAGGCAUCAUUUUGAUCAUUCUGUCAUGAUUUUAAAAUCAGAAGGCUGCAACAUCUUUGAUUCUUUAAAUGAUGAAGAUUAUAAAUUAGUGAUGAAAUUGUUGGAAGAAGCCAUAUUAUCCACAGACCUUGCGCUCUAUUUUAAAAAAAGAGCAAGCUUUCAAAAUCUAGUUGAGACGAGACAAGCGGAUUGGACACAAUUUGAAAACAGAGGUGUUUUGAGAGGGAUGAUGAUGACAGCAUGUGAUGUUGCCGCAAUAACAAAACCAUGGGAAAUCCAACAAAGGGUUGCCGAGUUAGUAGCUAGUGAAUUCUUUGAGCAAGGUGAUAUAGAAAGGAAUGAAUUAUCCUCAGAGCCUAUUCCAAUGAUGGAUCGUGAAAAACACGGCGAAUUACCCAAGAUGCAAGUUGGUUUCAUCGACUUUGUCUGCUUGCCACUAUAUAAGGUAUUUUAUCACAUCAAUCCACUUUUAAAACCACUCUACGAUGGAGUUGUAAACAACAAGAAAAAUUGGCAAAACAUGAUUGAAACGUAUGUUCCGGAGAAUGUGGUUAUCAAGGAGCCUCCAAAGGAUCGAAAAGCUAGCAGGGCACACCAUGGGGCUUCCAAAAAACCAAAAGUCUCGUUUUCAAUCGAAGCGAGUCCGAAGUCUAAAAGUUGUGUAAUUUUGUAAAAAUAUUGUAUUUCGCGAGUUUUUUUAUGUUUGAGGCAAUUAUAAAUUUUAAUGCAAGAAAAUUGUGAAAAAACAACAUUUGCGUUAGUCUUUGUGUUAUUCUCAACAUCGAAUUAACAUUUAUUUACCCAAGCCAGGGACGCAUCCAGCAGCUGUCGGUAAAAAAGCUCUACUCAGAAGAGCCUUUUAUUUAGGAACCCGGGGUUAAAAACGUCUAUAUUUAGCCGUAAAUUUAUCAGGGGGUGCAAAUUGUAAACAAUUAUUAUAUGCAGUAAUAAAACACAUGUGUGUCUAUAGAAAUAAAUAAUAAUUUGCGUACUUUGAAUAACAAUACGCGAUGCAAAAAAGUGCAAAUGGAGUUUUUAUUUCGAAAUCAAUAGCGCCGUAGAUUUAUAAAACAUAUUACACCCUGGAGAAUUGGUAACAAUAAAAGCAACGAGCGUGAAGAGCUAUUCGAUUUUACAUAAUAGAACAGAGCCAUGUGAUUAUGGUACGAUAAUUUCAUUGGUUAAAUUUGUCAGGUGAUCGCCACAGUUUUUGACGUGAAUAGAAUAACAAAGUUGUUUAUUUCAAAAAAAUAUUCUCAAAGUUUUUCAUUGCUGAUGUGGAAGCUGAGGAAAGAAGUUGUCAAGAUUAGUUAGCCUAAAACAUAUUGUGGCAGGCGUGCUAACUGAUAAAAAAGAUUAAAAAAAUAGUAAAACUACCCUACCAGAUAUUGUUUAUGAAGCAAAAUGACUGGCAGGAAUCAAAAUUCUCAAAGAAAACGAUAUCAAGGUGAUGGCAGAGAGAGUCCAAGUGGCAACAGCACUUAUUCAAGUCAGGACUCUCCUUCCCCAACAAAUUUCGGAAUAAUAAACUUGAAUGGACGUAGUUCGCCGCUUUCAAUUCCAUAUAAUGGAUAUUCAUCGUCUGACUCAGAAGACGAAAGCAGGUUACCUUAUGCUGGGGCGAAAUUUAACAGCCCACCACCAGCUAAUGUUUUACCAGUGCCUCCUUCAAGCUGGCUGAUGUCAUCCCAAGCUGACCAGGUUUCUUUAAACAUUAUGUCUCAGCAUUUAAGACAAAUGUUAAAGGUAACUGCAUAAUUAAGAUCAACUAAUGCAUAUCACUCAAAUAGUUUAUAAAGACUUACUAUUCUCAAUUUUAUUACGUUUACGUUACUUUCAAACUGUUUAAUUUUUUUCUUUUAUGCAGUAACGUAUACUUUUUACGGGUUAAAAGAGUAGUUAAUGUUUGGAAAGCAGCUUUUUAUUUUGCUGCGUUUGUAUAUACAUUACUCUGUCAAUCCGACGUGUAGAUUAGGUGAAAUUUGUGUAUAUGUAUAAAAAGAGAUUUAGUUUUUUUGUAAUUUUUGACGGAUUUUAUGACAUAUUUUGUUAAUUUACUUUCUUAAAUUAGUAAAUUAGCUUCAACAACAUUUUUGGUAGGUGGUUUUCAGCAACAGAAUUUAAUAUAUAAGAAGCCUUAUUAUUCUAGGUAGCUAACUAGUUACAGUCUAAAAGUCUUAGUUCUAAUUUUUUGCUUCCAAUUGGAGUAUUUAAAAUCUCUACUCUAUGAAACUCCUACCAAGAAUAGUUGACUGACUGACUGAUUAACUGACCAACAGACAGACAUAUCAAUUUAUUCUUUUCAGACCGUUCUAAACGGUAAAUAGCUAUAUAUAUAUAUAUUUGUUUUGUAAAUUUGACCGUAACUUUUAAAGCAUUAUGCUAAAUAUGUACAUGGAGACUGGUUAAGUUGCAAUCAUGGGAAAGUUGAACUAGAAAAGUAAAAACAGACAAUUUAGUGUUUACAAAAGAGAGCUAUAUAGCUAAGCAUCCAGAAGAAAAUUUUUAAGGAAACCAAAGAAGAAGUAUAUAUAUGUGAUCAUCUUCUAGUUAAUUCUUCAAAUGGAUUCAAGACAACACAAGUUUUUACAUUUUGGUAUAAAGAAAAGCUGAAAAGAACAAAUACACUGAAGACAUACUGACUUGGUCCUUUUUAGGACCUCACAUCUUAAAAAAAAUAUUAUGGCAUUUUGACUGUCGAGCCUUUGUAUCGUA